UUCCAUGGCGAAUAUUGCAAACCGCAGCUACAGACACAAACUGUAAAUACCCGAUAACGCUCAGCCCAAAAACAUUUCUAAUCAAUUCCGAGUAAUACAUCGAAAGCCACAAGAAAUAUCUACGGGAAACAUGUUUUCUUUUUGUUUUAGUUACCUAUUUAUUAAAAUGACAACAUAGUGGUGAAACACGAUAGAAUAAUGGUCUAGUUUUAGAUUAAGUAAUCACUUAUUUCCUUGAUAAGCCCCAAUAAAAGUAUAUAAAUACGAAGUGGGGAUACAAGAAAUUGUUAAGUUCAAUUUUAAAUACGCAACUUGUGGUUUCUAUUCCAUACAAUUUCAGCAAAAACUCAAAAGAUGUCUACAAUAACAGCUGAUCAAAAGCAAGCGUUAGAUCAGCAAGCUGUCAACAAUUUUCGUGAAUAUCUUCAAAUUCCCUCGGUUCAUCCUGAUGUAGAUUAUGAACCAUGUGUUACGUUCUUGGAAAAACAAGCAAAAAGUUUGGGUCUUCCUGCAAAGGUUAUAUCUGUGGUAGCUGGCAAACCAAUUGUGAUAAUAACAUGGCUUGGAAAGGAACCAAGUUUACCAGCCAUUCUAUUAAACAGCCAUAUGGAUGUUGUGCCUGUAUUCGAGGAGAAAUGGACGUACAAGCCUUUCAGUGCCCAUGUAGAUGAAAAAGGUAAUAUUUAUGCAAGAGGAUCUCAGGACAUGAAGUGUGUAGGAAUUCAAUAUUUGGAAGCAAUCAGAAGACUAAAAUUACAGGGUGUUACUUUAAGGAGGACUAUUCAUGUUAGUUUUGUACCAGAUGAGGAAACUGGAGGUGUCGAUGGAAUGAAAGCAUUUGUCAAAACUAAUGAUUUCAAAAAUUUAAACAUAGGAUUUGCCUUAGACGAAGGUAUGGCAAGCCCUACUAAUGAGUACCCCGUAUUUUAUGCAGAAAGAAUAAUUUGGCAAAUGCAUAUUCAUUGUCCCGGACACCCAGGACAUGGGUCUUUAUUGUUGGAAAACACCGCUGGAGAAAAAGUUGCGCAUUUUUUAAAUAAAUUAUAUGAAUUUAGGAAAACACAACAACAAAAAUUGAAAGAAAAUCCUAAUUUUACAAUUGGAGAUGUAACGACUGUCAAUUUAACCCAAGUACAGGGUGGUGUUCAACCAAAUGUAAUCCCUCCCGAAUACAUUCUAACUGUUGAUGCUCGCAUAUCAAUUACAACGUGUUUAAAGAAGUUCGAAGAAAUGGUUAAUAAAUGGUGUAGUGAAGCAGGACAGGGAGUUUAUGUUGAAUUCGAACAAAAACAGCAUUUGGUUACACCUACAAAAGUUGACAAUUCCAAUUCCUAUUGGAUAGCAUUCAAAUCAGCGGCUGAUGAACUCGGCUUGAAACUAAAAACCCAAGUUUUUCCUGGCGGUACCGACAGUCGGUACGUUAGGAACGCGGGAAUCCCAGCGAUAGGAUUUUCGCCGAUCUCCAACACGCCCGUAUUGUUGCACGACAACGAUGAGUAUUUAAAUACUGACGUAUUCUUGAGAGGAAUCGAGGCAUACGUUAAAAUUGUUCCUAAAAUUGCCAAUAUAGCAGACAAAACUGGAUAAAAACCAAAAGACCCGUCGUUUUAUAAUGAACAUUUUAUAACGUAACAUGAAAGUAACACAUAGGUAUUUUAUAAAGUUUUUGAACGGCUUGACUAUGUACAUUUUCAUUUUUUUAUUUAAUGACUUACAAAAUAUUAAAAACAAUAACUUACAAAUGAGAAAAGACAAAAAUUACCUUUUUUGGGUCGGAAUGCAGAAUCCUUGGUAACAAUCUAUUGUCUGAGUUUUUUACAAUUUAUAAAGCAAACAGACCGAUAAAUAGCAGACAUGGGAGAAUCUACAAUUUGCAUUCAUCACCUAUCCGCUUAUUUAGGUAAAUAAUUCUGUAUCCUUAGUAGGUACUCAAAUAUGAGUAAAAUAAAAUAAGGAAAGACAGCUUUAGAUUUAAUUUGAUUCAGGGGCCACCACCUUCGGUUGACAUAAUAUGGUUCUUCUUUUUAGAGUCAUCAGAACCGCCUCACCACAGGCGAUGAUGGUCAUCUGAUGGUGGUGGCCCCUGAGUCCAUUUAAAUCUAAAGCUGUCUUUCCUUAAUAACUUACAGUUAAACUAAAAAUUGUCAAGAAGAGUAAAAGUUGUCACUUUUUGAAGUUAUAAUUCUUUAGGCACGAGGGUGAAUUUUUACAUUCCCUGGCGCAUGCGCACACCGACAGUAUAUUCAACUAUUUUUAAUGGGAAUAAGCCACAAUUUUACCAAAAAAAUGAUUUUAUUAACAUUUCGAAGCCCAAAUCGGGUUUCGUUGUCAAAAUACAAAAUACUACUAAAAUAAACAAAAAUGUUGUUGCUAAGUAACAAAAUUCUCUAAUAAUUUAUUUAAUCUGACUCAUUUAUAUUGGCAAUUCAGACGUAUAUUAUAUAUUUUAAAGUAGAAGACUUUAAAAUGAUAUCGCCAAUAUUUAUGAGUUGCGUUCCUGGGACGACUUUACUAAAAGAUAGUUCAUUCGAUUACAUGAAAUCAAUCCCAACUCAAGAAUAUCCGUCACAAAAAAAAUCAUAGCAUGUGAUCUGUCUUUAAAAAGACAACCAAAUGCAACGAUGACGGUAAUAUUCUCGCGUUAGAGAUUCCCUAGUAAAUCACGAGGGAAACCAGGAAAAGAAACCUCGUGAUACUAUCCCGACAUCGUAAGUAUUUAGUCUUACAUUUAAUUUACCUUCAAAUAACGAAUACCAAAUUCUGACUUUAAUAUGUUUAAAUUAUCAAUAAUAUUAAUAAUACAUAGAUAUUAUUUUCUUGUAAAAAUGUGCUUCAUUUUUGGUUAUUUCACGUUAAAGUAUUCCAUUUGGAAUUUAUAUGAACCUAUUUUUCAUUAGCUACAACUCUGCUUCUGCUAGGUAUAGAGACGUGAUAUAUGCCCCAUUUUUUAAAAUUUUCUACAGGCUAUAUUUUUGCUAAGAAUGUUUUUUCGACAAAAUACUUACUAUUUGAGUUAUUUGCGAAAAACCGUCUAAAAACGUGGGUAUUUUGUUGAAAAAUGAACAUAUUCACUGGCAAAUAACUCGAAAAGUAUUGACUUAGUGAAAAAACUCUGUAGAACAAAAGUUACUUAAAAUUAGUCAGUUUAUCCAUUUCCGGACUUACUUUGGACGAAUAUUUUUUCACCCCCAAGAGGAGGUGAAAACCACCCCCAGGGAAAAGCACAUAUCGGCACAACUUGUUAGCUAUGUGUAUGCCAAAUUUCAUGUCAAUCCAAGCGGUUCUUUAAAAUUUUGAGGUUUUACAAUAUUUUACCGUUAAAGAACAUACUAAAAGUGAAAUGGUUUCGUGUGACUAUUCAAAUUAAUUUUGGAAAUGUACUUCGAUGCCAUCGUCGCAUUCGUUUAAAUCGUCUUUAUGUCAUCAAAGCUUACUCUGUCGUCACACUUUAAACAGCAUUUUUAGUUUUUGAUACACGAGAAAGUCACAGUUUACUCUUUCGGAAUUGUAUGGAGACUGACGGAGUUCCGAUAGUAACAUGUUAUUAAAAUCACUUUAUCAAUUUUUAUCUUUUCUCGGUUAUCAGUUUUUAUUACAUAGUAUAUAAAUUAUUAUUAUCACUGAAUACAUAGUUAGUUAAAAAUAACCCUAUUAAUUUAAUUAAUUAAUGAUUUAAGCAAUUAAGAAGUAACAAUUUUCCAAGAAUAUUCAUAACAAUAAAAAUGUAUACCAUUUUUAUUCAGUUGCAAUGCGAACCCAAAACUGUCUUAAUUUUCACUUAGACCAGAGAGCGCAAACCAGCAUUCUAAUCGACGAUUUCGCCUAUUAUUAGAGGCUCAUCAGAGAAUGCAUAGAUUGCUAUCUCUGACCCAAGUUAAAAUCAUCUAGUAAUCUAGUCUCUUAUUCCCCGCAUUGCAACUAACGUGAUGGUAGUGGUACUCUGGGCUAAUUAGCAAAAUUCAUGGAAAAGUUAUUUACCAGCAAUUUUAUUGCUGGAAUCGAAUUAUAAGAUCCUAUAUAUUAAUAAUAUAGGUAUGCAAAGUCCGCAGAUAGUGUGCUACUUUUUUUAUAAACAAAAUGGCGCCGACAAAUCGUAUUUUUUUCAAUUAUUGCUCUAUAACUCCGAAGAUUUUAACUUUACAACUAAAACACCUUAAUAAAAAUUCACCGCAAUUAAAUUCUGCAUAGAGAUAUGUUUUUCACGAUUUGCUCCGACGAAAAUUUUCCUCGGAAAAUGCGGGUUUUCCUAACAAAAACUCUAAUUUUCAAAUAAAGUUUUAGGUAAGUAAUUAUUAAUCAAUAAUUAAACAACUUAGUGACAUCAAAGCUUUCUGGGUAUAGAUUGUAAUUCCAGAAGCCGGUGAAAAUUAAACGAAUAUUUUAGCAACAAUUCAAUUGUUAAUUAACAAAUUACGAUCGCAAUAAUAACCAAAAUAAUCAUGAUACAUUGAUCAAACUUAUAAAGAUUAUAAAGAUGAGAUGCUUAUUUAAUAUUUUAUCGACAAAAUAUAAAUUUUUCUUUUUUUUGCAUAAUCUGUAAAUUUUGAAAAAAAAAAUAGUUAUAAUACGCUGGUCUAAUUAGUAAAGUACAAAGAAAGGUUAUUUACCAGCAAUUUUAUUGCUGGAAUCGAAUUAUAAGAUCCUAUAUAUUAUUAAUAUAGGUAUGCAAAGUCCGCAUAUAGUGUGCUACUUUUUUUUAUAAACAAAAUGGCGCCGACAAAUCGUAUUUUUUUCAAUUAUUGCUCUAUAACUCCGAAGAUUUUAACUUUACACCAAAAACACUCAAAUAAAAAUUCACCCCAAUUUAAUUCUGCAUAGAGGCAUGUUUUUCCAGAUUUGCUCCGACGAAAGUUUUCCUCGGAAAAUGUGGGUUUUCCCAACAAAAUCUCGAAUUUUCAAAUAAAUUUUUUGGGCCAGUAAUUAUUUAUCAAUAAUUAUAUAGCUUGGUGAAAUAAAAGCUUUCUUGUUAUAGAUUAUAAAUUCAGAAGCCGGUAAAAAUGAAACGAACAUUUUAGCAACAAUUCAAUUGUUAAUUAACAAUUUACAGUCGCAAUAACAACCAAAAUAAUCAUGAGACAUUGAUCAAACUUAGAAACAUUAUAAAGGUGUGAUGCCUAUUUAAUAUUUUGUCGACAAAAUAUAAAUUUUUCAUUUUUUUGCAUAAUCUUUAAAUGUUUAAAAAAAUUGUUAUAAACAAAUUAACAUUUCUCAGAAAUUGUUUAUUAUAUUCUAAUUUAAAAAAAUACUUAAAAUGCGUAUUUCAUAGGUCUUGAAAAUGAAUGCUUUAAAAAAAUUUUCCAACCAUUUGCAAAAAAGUUAUGAAGCAGCAAAGUAAAUAUACGAAAACUCCGUUGUUUAUAAUUUGUUUUAAUUGUUUCAAAGCUUAAAAGUGAGUCUAUGGUACAACCUAAUUACUCACAAAGAAUGUCAAAAAUUAGUGCAAUUUGUUAUAUUUUAAUCAAAGAUUAAAAAUACUUUUUUUUGUAAUUUUUAGCGCAAACGUAGGCCUGAUACAGAGUCGGAGCUAAAAUGUUCACUCGAAGCGACUGACACGCAGCAUGCAUUAUUUAUUAAAAGUGUACAUCACGCGGCUGGUCGUCGCUCAGAGUGAAAAUUUUAGCUACAGUACUGUGUUACUCUACUUUCGCGCGUGUAAAUUACAAAAAAAUAUAUUUAUAAUCUUUAAUUAAUAUAUAACCAUUAAACUGAGAUCGAUAUUUUUUUUGUAAAUAAUUAGCUUGUACUUUAAACUCACUUCUACGCUUUGAAAGAAUUAAAAAAAUAUAUAAACACAGUAGUAAUCGUAUGUUUACUUAUUGUUCAUAACUUUUUUACAAAUGGUUGCAAAAAAGUUUUAAAGCAUUCAUUUUAAAGAUAUUUAAAAUGCACAUUUUAGCUAUUUUUUAAAAUUAUAAUAUAAUAAAAACUUUCUGAGAAACGGUAAUUUGUUUAUAACUAUUUUUUUUAAAACAUUUAAAGAUUAUGCAAAAAAAUAAAAAAUUCAUAUUUUGCCGACAAAAUAUUAAAUAGACAUCUCAUCUUUAUAAGAUUUCAAAGCUUGAUCAGUGUAUCAUAAUUAUUUUGGUUAUUAUUGCGACCGUAAAUUAUUAAUUAACAAUUGAAUUGUUGCUAAAAUAUUCGUUUAAUUUUCAUCAGCUUCUGUAACUAUAAUCUAAACCAAAAAGGCUUUUAAGUCACCAAAUUAUUUAAUUAUUGGUAGAUAAUUACUUAUCUAAAACUUUAUUUGAAAAUUAAAGAUUUGUUGGGAAAACCCGCAUUUUCCGAGGAAAAUUUUCGUCGUAGCAGAUCGGGAAAAACGCGUCUCUAUGCAGAAUUUAAUCACGGUGAAUUUUUAUUUGGGUAUUUUUGUUGUAAAGUUAAAAUCUUCGGAGUUAUAGAGCAAUAAUUGAAAAAAACACGAUUUUCGUGCGCCAUUUUGUUUAUAAAAAAAGUAGCACACUAUCUGAGGACUUUGCAUAUUAUUAAUAUAUACAAUCAUAAGAUUCGAUUCCAGCAAUAAAAUUGCUGGUAAAUAACUUUUCCCAAAAAUGGCCUAUUCUCCGGUAAUCAGCCCAGACUAUAGGUGCAAUGCGGGGACUAAUAGACUCGAUGAUUUUAACUUGGGUCAGAGAUAGCAACCUAUGCAUUCUCUGAUGAGCCUCUAAUAAGAGGCGAAAUCGUCGAUUAGAGUGCUGGUUUGCGCUCUCUGGUCUAAGUGAAAAUUAAGACAGUUUUCUAUUAGUAUUACUCCUAUUGAGUAACUAGGUCCAUUUUCUGUUGAAAUUUACCACGCUGAACAGACGUGACGUUACAAAAUGCGACGAACGCAAAAAAGGCAAUAUACAGAUUUUUAGAAACAUACUAUAUUUUAAUUAAUAAAGAUAAAGGUGUGAUGUAACAUCUUGUUACAGUUCAUGUAUUUGUCUAAGUUAUUGUUUCUUAAAUAUUUGUAUUUUAUUCGUAUUAGGUAGUAAAAAGCCAGUUUAUUCUUAGUUGCUUGUUACGUCAUGAAGUGUUUAUUGUAAUACAUUUUAGAGUUAAAUAAAAAGAUAAUAUAUAUUUUUUGGAAUUGUAAAAUUUUAUUGACUGUUUCGUUUUGAGAGAUUUAUUUGUGGUUGAGAAAUAAAUAUUAUAUUAUAAAA
Messenger RNA from Diabrotica virgifera virgifera (western corn rootworm), 7142 nucleotides. Its product is annotated as aminoacylase-1. Lineage: Eukaryota; Metazoa; Arthropoda; Insecta; Coleoptera; Chrysomelidae. The transcript is spliced from 7 exons. Gene Ontology annotation, biological process: amino acid metabolic process. Gene Ontology annotation, molecular function: aminoacylase activity. Bases 355 to 1587 code for a protein of 410 amino acids. Gene Ontology annotation, cellular component: cytoplasm. The record is from RefSeq and is a predicted model, not a curated record.